UCCACACUAUCAUAAUUGAUAAUAAUUGUUGACAACGGUGAUCGCAGCGAGCGGAAAGAUAGACCGUACAUCGGACCAGCAUCCAUGGCUCUCUGAGUAUCUCACAUGUCUAUCCUGUCGACUUCGUUUAAGGUGUCUUGCAAGACCGAUCCUUGGUCCCGCUAGGAUCGCACGUCUCAAAAAGCUGUCCUUCGCCCCCAUAAUAGCUUGCUGAACGAAACGCGAUGGAUGCCAUCUUUCGCAACAAGGGAAAGUCUAGGAUAUCAGCUUCGUCCUCGACAUCUCAUGAUGGCCCCACAUCUGCAGAAGGUCUGGCUACAUCGGUUCCUUACAGCCAAGUGCCGACUCCCCAGGUUUCGUCCGCUGCUGGACCGUCUACCAUCUCGCUCAUUGGACAUCGGCCCAGGGAGUCUCCACUGACUGUACAGGAUAUAGGAGCUCCAGAUACGAAUCCUGGACUCCAAGCCGAUGGAACGGGAUUCAAUUACACCUCCUCGCGGCGUCAGGAUGGCCCUCUACCACCCAUUCCUCAGCCUUCGGCUCGACGCCAGUUACCUGAAAGGUCUAGCUCCAGGCAUUCUCGGGCGUCUGCACGAUCAAGCGUAGACACGGUCAAAUCGGAUCCUCAUACAACGCCAGGCUUCCUCCAAGACGUCAUGGCCAAUGGGAUACGCCAGCCGCCGCCCUCGAUCACAGUUGGGAGCUCCAGGGCAAAUGGCGAGUUUGGCGCAAGACCCCACCCCUACGCUGCGGCAGCUCAGGAUCCGGAGACAGCCUCUAUCCGAUCGAUAUCUACCACUAGAUCAGCGUACUCUCACGAUCUAGGUCGAUACCCAAGUUUCUCGGGACAAUCUGGCCCAAGCGUUUCCGCCAGGCCGCCUCAAACUCCUCGUAUGCAAACCACACCCAAUCCGCCCGCCUCUCUCACUCCAUCACGAGCUUCCGUCUACGCUCCGUCUAUCAUGUCUAUGCGACGUUCUUCAUCUGACGAGUUCAAUUUCCCACGACCGUCCGAUGCAGAGGUGGAGAACCUGUUCGGGGAUCUAUUGUCUAGUCGAGCCUUGGAGACACAAGCUGCCACUCUCUCUUCGCGCGCCUCCACAUCGUCUACCAAUUCUCAAGCCAAUAUCGCGCGGACAGCAGCGUCCUUACCCAUCGAAACAAAGUGGCAGAUGGUGGAGUCCGACGCCAGGGCCAGAUGGGAAGCGAUGCGGGACAGUAGAAGGAAGGAAGAGGAUGCACCUCGGAAAGGCAAACGUGCAACGACAAGCGCCGCGAUGAAGAACAGUCCCGAGUGGUUUCUGAAAAAGAUGUUGGACGGGAGCAUAACGGUGCAGCAUCUGAGCAUGUUGGAAGUCAGUCUGAGAACAUUGCCUGUGGACUGGAUGAGAGAUUUCAUGGAAUGUCAGGGUCAAGUCGUUCUGGCCAAUUUCUUGUCGAACCUGAACAUGCGCAAAGGUCGUGGGGCUGUCGACUAUGAGAUGGAGUCCAAGCUAUUGGCCUGUCUCAAGAAGUCUUUGAGCGUCAAGAUCGGCGCUGUCGACGCUCUACAGAAGCCUCAGAUCGCUGUUGGCGUCGCCAGCUCCCUGAUCUCGCCACACCUGACUAGUCGCCGUCUGUCUGCAGAGAUGCUGGUCUUUAUCGCCCACUUUGAUGAAAGUCUCGAUCCGGACGAGCGCCGUGGUCUGAGUCGCGUUCUCAACGCGUUUGACCAGAUCGAGCAACGACUAAAUAUAUCGGUCUUCGACCUGUCCAAUAAAGUAGGGCGAUUCGACGUAUGGCUCAGGCAGCUCGAACAAGUCAUCGACGGACGUGGUCGAAUGGGAAGUGCAGUCGGUGCCAGUAAAGACCUCAAGGGGACAGACGAUCAAGCCAUUCUCGAUUACUGCAAUACUAUGAUCUACCUUGUACAAGCUUUGGCUGGAGGCUCUGAUGUUCGUUCUCGAUGCUCCGUCAGGGCACAGCUCGAAACAGCCGGUUUGUUGCGCAUCUUUGCAAAACUUCAACAGUGGCGGGAUCCCACUGUCAUGCGGACCAUUCGACAGUACGAGGAAGAAGCGGAAUCGGACCGUCGUGAUCUGAACGAAGAACGCGAUCGCUUGAUGUUGGAAACGAUGAGGAGUCCAGAAGACGUCUUCCGAGCGCUAUUACAAGUCACCAAAGGCUCCAAAGCCAGCGCCUACCUGCUCAACUCGAUGCGUCAUCUUCUAUUGAUUCGCGAGGAGGGCGACCAGAAGGACCGCUACUUCCAGCUCAUCGAUAGGCUAAUCACGUCCAUUGUCAUGAGCGAUACGCCAGACCUCGGUCAAGACUUCUCGCGAGCCUUUGGAAGCUCUGUCUCUCAUUUGAUCGGCAAGUUCGUAGAGCAGGAACGUCUGGACAACGCGCUAGUUGAGAUUCGAGGCCUGCAGACCCAGCUGGACAGAGUCUCUCAGGAAAAAGCCGACCUUGCGACGGAAAUGGAGCGAGAUGAUCUCGUCGCGUCUCUUCGAGCACACGUUUCCGAGCUGGAGGAGCGACUGCGCAAGUCCAGGGCAGCUACAGAGGCCGUGACGGAUCAGAUGGACGGCAUGAAGAAGGAUUUCGAGGCUCGAAUAUCAGAUCUCGAGCUCAUCAUUCAGGAGCUAUUCAACAUGUUGCGCGAAUCUCAUCACCUUGAAGAAGUGGAAGGGAUCAACGAUGGUCCUAUCAACCGGAAACAGUUGAUUUUCGACCUCAGAGAGCAGUGGGAGCGCAAGAAGACAAUACGACAACUCGAAGGUCGACCAUAUCGGAAAUUACUACCUGGCGAGAGACUGGACGAUGAAAGCGAGGCCGAGGCCGAGGUGCUCGAGGCUGAGCGAGUGGAUCUUGGCUCCAAGCGUCAGGCUAUCAGGUCUUCUCAAUUCAUGGACGCCACGGACGAUCGAGUGAGAGCUCAUAUAGAGACUGCUUUGACGAGCCAACAUGAUCAUAUUUCACCGUUACGAUCCCUGGCCGCCGGUCUCCGAAGCACGCGGACUAGAGAGCUAGACAGUUCCCGUCGAGGCUCGCCCGGCACUCCUCCGCCCAUUGGCCCUCGUUCAGUGCAUCGAAAGAAACCUGGAUUACCGCCUCGUUUUCUCGAGGAACUUCGGUAUGGUCAGCUCUCUCGAAGUGUUUCGGAAUCAGCUGCAGACAUAUACGAGACGGACGCGGACAGUAUCACCUCUGAUUUACGUCAAUCGUCUGCUACAGGAGCGACAGAGGAGCUACAAACACCUACGCAUGCGCCUGCAGCCAAGUCUCUUCGAUCUCAAUUGAUCGCUGCGGGCAAGAUCCAGAUUGCUGGCGAUAGUUCGGAUGAUGAAGGUUUUGGUUCAGCAGAAGUCGCUUCAAAAGCGGAAGAUGCAUCAGGAGAUCGAGACGAACCUACCACAGCUGCUCCUCCUCCGCCCCCUCCACCGCCUCCUCCUCCACCACCACCACCGCCUCCACCGCCGCCACUAAUGCCAAGAUCAGGCCCGCCAGCACCACCGCCUCCGCCACCACCGCCUCCUCCGCCGGGAGGCAAACUCCCAGCGGGUUUCAAACCUCAGCCAGGUAUGGCGGGUGUGAUCGCUGGUAUCAAGGGAGGAGUUUCGCUCAGGUCUACUAGCCAGACGGAAGGUGAUUCCGCGCCGACGUCUUCUGCAAACGGCUUCCCAUCCGCACCACCUGCGCCGCGGGCUCCCCUCGCACCUAUAUCUUCCUUACUGCAUGGUGCCAACGAUUCGCGCAAGGAUGUAGCCAUGGUGGCCUCCAAGAAGAUGAAGCAGCUUCAAUGGGAAAAGGUAUCAAAAGCACAGCUCAACAAGACGAUGUGGUCGAGUCCAGAAGUGGCUGAAGACGAGCUUGCUAACAAGAUGCGAGCAGUCAACCUGUGGACCGAGAUGGAAGACGAAUUCAAGGCCAAAGAAGUCGUCUUUGACGCUGUGAAGAAGCGCAAAGAGACGGAGCUUUUGUCUGUGUUAGCUCCAGAUCAUAGAAAACGAAUCGAAAUCCUCAUGUCCGGGUCGACCGCAAAGAGCUUUAGGGACCCUGAACGGCUUUCCGAGGCAAUUGCCAACUUCAACGACGAGCUGUGUACAGAAACUUUCUUGCGCGAGCUACAAGGUGUUCUCCCGUCAGAUGACGAUCGAGGCAAGCUCCUUACCCACAGCGCGGACACCGAAGCAGAGCUCGAGCUCUUACAUCCCGCUGACCGACUCAUGGUCCGGCUUAUCCAACUGCCACAUCUCUCCGAUCGCGUGCAUGGUAUGGUAUUCCAAGUUGGAUUUGCGCAAAACGUUGAGCUGCUGCAGACAAGCCUGAACCUUCUGAAUGUUGCUUGUGCGGAUCUCCGAGACGCUCGCUUGUUCCGCGAAUUGCUCAACAUCAUUUUGAUGAUGGGCAAUUACCUGAACGGCACCAACUAUGCUGGAGGAGCGUUUGGUUUCAAGAUCGCCAGUAUCAACAAACUUGUGGAUACGAAAUCUUCUGGAGGACAGAACCUGCUGCACUUUUUACAACGAGUGGUCUCGCAACAUUUCCCAGAAGUGGAAGGUUUCCUGGACGAGCUCGCCAAGCCAUCCGAUGCGAAUCGGGUCAACUUCACCGAUAUGCAAUCUACGUCGAAGAAGAUGCUGGAUGAGAUUCGCCAAAUAAGAAAAUCUCUAGACUCUCACUUUCAAAAUGCCAACGACGGGUAUACUCGCAAGAUGUUCCGUUUUAGCGCUGUCGCCGAAGAGGACAUGCAAGAGAUUCGUGAUGGUAUCGUUGAAGCUGGGAAACAUCUGAGAGAUGUCGAGACUUAUUUCGGAGAAGGAGAGGAAAUGGGUAGACCAUUGCAGAGUCAAGACUUUUUCGGAAUCUUCAAAACAUUUACAUCUUCCUACAAGUAUUGUCGAGCGCAGAAUCGAGCCAGACAGGAGGAAGCUAUGAACCGGGAACGUCGGGCUCAAGCUCGAGCGGCUCUCACACCACAAGUCACUGGAGCCUCUGAGACUGAUCUCAUCGAUGCUCGUAUGCAGCGACUCAAGCUAGAAGGCACGCCGCGAAUCAAGAGAGAGAAACGACGAGCUGCGCCGUCCAUGGAUCCAUUACCCGAUACGGUUGACUACUCGCAGUUCGCUCUGCCUUCACUGGGUGAAAAUGGCUCCGAUGUGGACUAUGGUACACUCGCCCAGAAGAUGAUGAACGACAUCUUCUCGGUAAACGGGCUAGACGGUGCGACUGGCAGUUCACCAUCGACGGCGGACCCUUUCAGUCUUGGUAGCACACCAGUCACAUCACCCUCGAAAGCUAGGACCAGGGACGGUCAGGCUACACCUGAUCUACCGGACGUCGAGGAGGAAGUGGAAGAAGAAGACGAGGAAGUUCUGGACAGUGGUAAAGAGAGCGAUUAUGAAGAUGAGGAUGGAGGAGAUAGAACGAUUGGGGCUAUAGAAAAGCCUCUGGAGCACGAAUCUUGAUGUUGUCAUUCCCCCCGGUUUUUUUUUUUUUUUUUU
Messenger RNA from Kockovaella imperatae, 5486 nucleotides. RefSeq lists its product as hypothetical. Gene Ontology annotation, molecular function: actin binding; small GTPase binding. Bases 225 to 5450 code for a protein of 1741 amino acids. NCBI's taxonomy places the organism in Eukaryota, Fungi, Basidiomycota, Tremellomycetes, Tremellales, Cuniculitremaceae. The record is from RefSeq and is a predicted model, not a curated record. The transcript has 8 exons. Gene Ontology annotation, cellular component: mating projection tip; cell division site. Gene Ontology annotation, biological process: barbed-end actin filament capping; mitotic actomyosin contractile ring assembly; actin filament bundle assembly.